This is a messenger RNA of Hydatigera taeniaeformis, 570 nucleotides long. The record is from the annotation of a GenBank genome assembly. Lineage: Eukaryota; Metazoa; Platyhelminthes; Cestoda; Cyclophyllidea; Taeniidae.
AUGGUUGAAGUAACCCAUGGCGUCUCGGGUACACUUAUCGGUGAAGACUCGUCGCAGUCCCUGACAUCUCCCAAGCUCCACGUUAGCUCUGGUCGUCCAUCUGAUGACCACAUGGCAGCGAUACGUAGAACAGCAGCUUCGAAACGCUCUCUGUUGAAAAUGCGGGCGUCAAGGAGCACUACUAGCCGUAGUCGUUCAGAUCUCUCCUCUUCAAGAGAUGAAUCCAAGAGUCCCAGCUCUCCUGGUUCCUCUGCUGAUGAAGAUCCGAAGCGUUCAAAGGCAGAGAGAUCUUCAAGCGACUCUGAGUGCAGUCCUUCUGAGUCACCAAAAGCUUCUCUAGACGGCCAGAUUAGACCACUCUUCCAGCGUAGGACCAGAAAUCACUCUGCUCCCAUGAUUUUGACACCGAUUGAAAGUUGUGCAACCAAAACUUCAAAUUCACCUGCGAUAGUUUGCGAGCUGUCACGAAUUCCCAAAAAUCGCCUGCAAAAGUUAUUGAAAAGCGAACCCAAUUAUCACCCCAACAAUGCAUUCCUCUACUACGUCGAUCCGACUGUUUUUAUAACUUAA